AUUAUUCUGAUGACUGUAAAGUACUUUGCUCAAUUGACUGUUUUUCAAGAGCGCUCUAUAAAUAAAAGAAAUCAGUUAUGUUAGAAUUGAUGCGGUAAACUGAGAUUUUCUGAUUUAAAAAAAAAUAUAUUCAAAAGAAUAAAAUCAAAUAAAAAUGAUCCAAGCUCCGCCCGCGUUUUCCCAUGCGGUGUUUAAAACAUACACACUCUUGACUGGUAACGUCACUCUGGGUGGAUUCAACAGCCCCAAACCGACCAAUCGCAAUACGAGAAACAACAGAUUGACACCUCGCGAUAAAACCAAAGCGAACCAGCUGUCACGGCGCGCGAAAUCUCAAACCUUCAUGUUGGUGAUCGGAACAAGCGGGAGGAGAAGAACAGAGACACCGACUGUGAUCUCAAUGUUCGCUAAAAGAGUCAAAUAGCGAUUGUUGCUUGGAACUUCCUUUAUCCCGCAUCUGUAACGCGCGAGGAAAGUCGAACCAGCCGUGUCCGAGCAGCUUUGUUCGGUGUGAAGAGGCGGACUGACCGGAGACAAAGAUGAGCCUGGUUCUGUCCCAACAAGCAGAGGUGCCAGCAGCAGUGGCAGCUGCUCCGGAGAGCGACUCGGACAGCGGGAUGGGUUCUCCGGCAGAGGCGGGGGAGGCCAAGCCGGAGAAGAGGACGGACGACCCCCCAGACUCUGAUGAUGACAUCACAGCUCACAGAAAGCCUCGCCGCAUCGCCAUCAGAGACAGUGACAGCGAGGAGGAGAGGGGGGUGGCAGAGGCUCGGCUUUUAUCCAGCAGGGAGGAAGAGGAGGAGCAGCAGAGGAGCAGUAAAGCGGUGCAGAGGAGAGUCACAAACCGGCUCGCCGACAGCGAGGACGGCGAGUCGGAUGGAAGGGAUGAGGCGCAGGAGGCGGAGGUGAAGAAGAGAGAGAAGAGCCGGAGGCGGCGUGAGAAACAGGCGAGGCGGAGUCAUGCGGUGGAGAAGCUGAAGAGGAGGAGGUUUGGCGAUGAAGACGAGGACGGCCCCCUGCCAAGAUCGCUGAAUGACAGCGGGUGUCCGCUGGGCGACACGGACCUGUUUGACACAGGACUGAAUGACGAAGACGAGGAGGAGGAGUCUUUGGACGCCAUUCGAGCUGCAGUCAAGCAGAAGAUGACGAAAAAGGAGGAACGGGUUCAAAGUGAGGAAGAAGAGGACGACGACGAGGCAGCGGAGAAGCCUCGCCGUGCGGAGAGGAAGGCGGCGCGAGCGAGCCGAGAGGCCAUGAAGCAGCUGCACAGCGAGUCGCAGCGCCUGGUCCGAGAGUCCUCCCUGGGCCUGCCGUAUCACAUCCCAGAGCCCAAAAGCAUCCACGACUUUUUCAAGAAAAGAGCCCGCCCCCAGGGUCCCGCCAUGGCGCUGCUCAAAUCUUCCAAGUACUCUCAGAUGAUGUUGGAGACUCCGUCCGCUGCUCCACCUGUGAAGGAAUCCACCCAAUCGGCUGCAGAGCAGGAACCUCCAUCCUCCCUUGAUCCUCCAACCAAUCAGAUCGAGUCUUUGCCUCUGCCCUCUGCGACCUCGUCCCCUCAGCAGGAGAGUCUCUGUCAGCCUGACGGAUCCGCUGGGGGUUCUGACCCGGAGCUGGAGUCGGGCCCAAUGCUGUAUCUGUCUGAGAGUCUGCAGGAGUCGGCCGCUGCGGAGAAACCCGUCACUGACUCACAGCUGGCAACCGUGACCCCGCCUCCAGAGGAAACCACUGCUGCGGCAGAGUCGGUCUCUGAGGUCCAGCAGCACUGUCCCAAUGAGGAGGCGGAGCCUGCUGCUCCUCUGCCGGUAAAGACCAGGAAGUUGAGCAGACUGAAGGAGCUGGGCAUGGACCCCCCGCCUGUGGCGAAGCUGUGCCCCGACGAUGGCGCUUUUGUUCAGCUUGAGCCCCCCCAACUCAACCCAGGCGUAGCGGCACUGAAAGAGCGCUACCUUCGUCACCUUCACCCACCGGUGCGCCCCCCCGGAGAGCGCACCCUCCAGCUCAACAUUGUCUGCAAAAACAGCGCCCCCUCCGGACAGGAGGAGCUGCGGGCCGAGACGCUCACCGUCACUAUCAAAGAGGGCGCGGAGGAACCGGCCCCCACCAAACCAGGAGAGAAGCUGCUGAGUCUGAAGCAGCGCCUGCAGCUCGCCAUGGCCCAGCGGCGUAAGGAGGAGCGGGCCCGGCGGGCUGAGCUGCACCGCCUCGACAACGAAGACUGUGAGGAAGAGGAGGAAGAGGAGGAGGACAUGACGGAUGAGUCAGAGGAAGAGGAGGGGUUGGAUGACUUGUUGGGCGGGGCUGAAGAAGAAGAAGAAGAAGUAGAAGGCGGGGUGGCGCCUGCAUCCGACCUCGUGCACGCUGACGGCACGCUCAUGCUGUUCCCCGGCAGCUCGUGCUCUCGCACCGGUGACGGUGUCAGGAGAGCGCCGCCUACUGGACCCGACAGCAGCAAUAAGACAGAGGAGGAAGACUCUCUGUCUCUGGUGAAGGACAUGAGUCACAACAGCAGCUUCGAGCUGGCGGGAUCCAUGAUCACCUCCUACCAGCCCAUCAACAACCAACGCGCCGCCGGGAGAGCACCGUUCAACCCCGCCGCCUUCCGCUCGCCGUCGCCUUGCUUCUUCAGGCCCAGCUUCCUUGGCUCGGCCUCGAAGAGUUCUGGAAAACUCUCUGAACCGUCACUCUGCCUCCCGGUAGAGGACUCUCAGGACCUGUAUGCCCCCCCGUCCCCUGGCGCAGACUCGGGCCCCCUGGCAGGGCCCGCCUCCAGCCGUGGGGUGGGCGGGGACUCUCAGGGGCGGUUCUCCCUGGAGGACGACGCCCAGUCGCAGCUUCUGGACGCGGACGGCUUCCUGAACGUGGGGCCCAGGCCCGGGGCGGCCCCCUCCAUCAAGAGGUCGUUGGUGCUGGACAGUAUGGACGAGAACGCCAUGGACGGGAACAUGGGGGAGCUGCUGGGGCUGUGCUCGGGGGGGUUCGGCACCGGGGAGAGCGCCGCGGGGCCGAGCGGCGACCUCGGGUCCACGCAGGAGGACGAGCUGCUGGGGCUCUGCUCGGGGGCGUUCCCGCCAACGCAGCAGGCGGAGCAGCAGGCGUCGGAGAACACCAUGAGUGAGCUGCUCGGGUUCUGCUCGGGAAAGUUCCCCAGUUCAGGUUCUCCUCCCAAAGUGUCGGAGGUGAAGCCGCCGGAGGAAGAGCAAGAGGAGGAGGAAGAGGAGGAGGACUGUGAGUUCCACCUCCUGUCAGACAUCGAAAGUGCUCCGGAGGAAGAGGAUGGAGAAGAAAAAGAGGACGAAGAGGACGUAGACGCGAGCGGCGAGGAGAACAACGAGGUGGAAGAGGAGGAGCUCCAGGGUUUGUUUGCUCCUCAGCGUGUCAAGAGGAGGAAGAAGAAGAAAAUGACUUUGAUCGACUACGUGGAGUCGGAGGCGGAGCUUUCGGGGAGCGACGUCGACAGCGAAGACGACGAUGACGAGCGAGGGAGCGAGUACGAGGAAGAGGAGCUCCUGGAGGAGCUGCCCUCCGACGAAGAGCUGCAGGACCAAGUCAACAAGAUCCACAUGAAGCAGAUUCUGGACGAUGACAAGCGGCGCCUCAGGCUCUACCAGGAGCGGUACCUGGCUGACGGGGACUUGCACUCUGACGGGCCGGGUCGGGCCCGCCGGUUCCGCUGGAAGAACAUGGAUGAAGGCUUUGACAUAGAGAGGGGGGGACUUGAUGAGGACGAAGACGGCGAUGAAGACGACGUGGACCCGGCCGAGGUCCAGAGGAGGAAGGAGCGCCUGGAAAGGGAGCAGUGGCUCAGACAGCAGUCCGAACAGAAGAAAGGAGGUGUGGACGCCGACGACGAGAAGAUGGGAGACGAGGACAGUCAGUUCAUGAAGCUGGCCCGGAAGCUGACUGCCAGGACGCUGCAGCCGAAAGAACCGUCUGCAGCUCCUCCACCAGAGACGAGAACGCCUGCUCUGAAUCCGUUUCAUAACUCCCAGCAGCCUCGGCAGGUGAGGAGGGGCUCGCUACUCAGCCAGCCGCAGUCCGUCCUGCAGAAACUGGCCUCCAUCUCUGAGACGAACCCUCUGGCUCCCAGAAACAGCCGCGGGUUCCUUUUUCAGACUCUGUCACCGGAAAAGGUCGCUGCCGUCAACACUCAGAAAACCGUGGUGAGGAAGAGGAGCCAGGUGGAGGCCGUGAAGCCGUCUGCUAAGAGGCCGCGCACAGACGAAAACGCCGCCGUGAAGUCAAAGAACUCUCAGAGGAGCAUUUUCAGCUUCCUGGACCACUGAGGAUGAGCGUGUCUGUCACAUGAUCAGUCACAUGAUCUGACAGUUCAGUCCUCGACAUGAAAUUAACUGAUGCAUUUCUAAUCCUGUAAAUAAACUAGAUUUUAUGAUCCUGUAUGAUGCCAAUGUUGUUCUACAGUGUAAAUAAAAAGUGUAUUUUAAUCCAUUA
Messenger RNA from Oryzias melastigma (Indian medaka), 4449 nucleotides. Its product is annotated as claspin. Bases 540 to 4283 code for a protein of 1247 amino acids. The transcript is spliced from 23 exons. Gene Ontology annotation, molecular function: anaphase-promoting complex binding. Gene Ontology annotation, biological process: activation of protein kinase activity; mitotic G2 DNA damage checkpoint signaling; mitotic DNA replication checkpoint signaling. The record is from RefSeq and is a predicted model, not a curated record. Lineage: Eukaryota; Metazoa; Chordata; Actinopteri; Beloniformes; Adrianichthyidae.